Bacillus rossius redtenbacheri is the source of this 1232-nucleotide messenger RNA. RefSeq lists its product as uncharacterized. NCBI's taxonomy places the organism in Eukaryota, Metazoa, Arthropoda, Insecta, Phasmatodea, Bacillidae. The record is from RefSeq and is a predicted model, not a curated record. Bases 434 to 910 code for a protein of 158 amino acids. The transcript has 5 exons.
UUUGUUUACUAUUCUAAUUCUAAUAUGGUUGUUGUUUAUUUAUUCAUCAAAUGGGCUGAAAACCUGGAAAAUUGUUUUUGGAAUGUAAAUCGUAUAUUAUGAUUUGCAGUAAACUGUUACCAAGAAAUAUCACAGAUCGGAAUUAAGGAGAAUUUAAAUACGAAAGAGCACUUGCCAGCUUAGAAUUUGAAGAUUGGAACGAUGGUCGCCCUCACUCCAGAGACGUCGCCGGACAAGAGAGAGCUGACUGGACCGAACCACGUCCAGAAAUACAAGAGUUCCUGUCGUUACAGCAGCGGCGACGGGAGCGGGGGGGGCGGUGGAGAGCAUCCUGGCGGGGAUCGGCCUGGACGAGGCGUGCGUGGAGCUGUUCGCGGAGCAGGGCAUCGACGGGGACACGUUCCGGAUCCUGGAGGAGGACGACCUGGUGGAGAUGGGCGUGCGGGACGCCGCCGUGCGGGCCAGGAUAUUGGAGGCGGUGCGCAACUGCCAGCUGAGGAGGGCGGCCCAGAGCCCGUCCCGCCGGCAGUUCAGCGUGGUGGACGGCACCAGGAUCCUGGUGGGCUGCGCCAACCAGCUGGACACGCUGUGCAACCUGCUCAAGUACGCCCGGCGCCGGCUGGCGCAGCGGCCUGCGGCCGACCAGUACCUGCACGGCCGGUACACGGCCAGCGAGGGCGCGCGCGACGUGGCCCUGGCGCUGCUGGUGCGCGCGCGGCGCCUGCACGGCGACCUGCACCGGCUCCAGGGGCUCACCGCGCAGGCAGGGGAGAAGCCCAGGCCUGCCGCGCGUCUCCCGGGGCCGCACGACCGCGGGGCAUCCCGGCUGCUGACCGCAGCGCUGGUCGUCUUCCCCGUCAUGGUCUCUCUGGCCGUGUGGAAGAUGAGGGCCUCUCCAUUCAGGACCUGAAACCUCAUCUCCGUCGCCGAACUAUUCCUUCAAGAAAAAAGACUUUUUUUCCUUGUGUUCGUUCAUUUUUAUAUAAUUUUGUACUGUCAUUUUUGUGAAAACAAAAUGUACAAGAAUAAUCAGUUAAUUUUUAGACUGAAUAUACGUAACAAAUUCUGCAAGUUGAAGAACUGACUGAAAUAAAGUGUUAUUGAAUUAAUUAAGAGAAGGAAAUAACCUUUAAGAAUCCCUUCAGUUUUGUAUGUUAAUCCUUUAUUGUGAAAACGUAUGAGUCAAACCAAAAUAUAUGAGAUGGCAUAAAAGAAGAAGAGCAAUUUUUUUU